Messenger RNA from Homarus americanus (American lobster), 633 nucleotides. RefSeq lists its product as uncharacterized. The coding region runs from base 1 to 633 and encodes 210 amino acids. The transcript has a single exon. Lineage: Eukaryota; Metazoa; Arthropoda; Malacostraca; Decapoda; Nephropidae. The record is from RefSeq and is a predicted model, not a curated record.
AUGGGAACUACUGGCAAGGGGAGGACUACUGGCGGGGGACUGCUGGUAGGGGGACUACUGGCGGGGGGACGACUACUGGCAGGGGAUGGGGACUACUGGCAGGGAGGACUACUGGCAGGGGACUACUGGCAAGGGGACUGGCAGGGGACUACUGGCAAGGGGGACUACAUGGCAGUGGGGGGACUACUGAGGAUGGGGAACUACUGGCAGGGGAUGGGGAACUACUGGCAGGGGAUGGGGACUACUGGUGGGGAUGGGGGACUACUGGCAGGGAUGGGGACUACUGGCAGGGGAUGGGGGACUACUGGCAUGGAGGGACUACUGGCAGGGAUGGGGUCUACUGGCGGGGAUGGGGGACUACGGCAUGGGGGGGACUACUGGCAGGGGCGACUACUGGCAGUGGGGGACUACGCGGGGAUUGGGGGACUACUGGCAGGGGAUGGGGACUACAGGCAUGGGGGACUACUGGCACGGGGACGACUGGUAGGGACGACUACUGGCAUGGGAUGGGGACUACUGGCAGGGGAACUGGCAGGGGAUGGGGGACUGGGGAUGGGGGACUACUGGCAGGGAUGGGGAACUAUUGGCAGGGGAUGGGAACUAUUGGCAGGGGAUGGGGACCUGGCAGGGUAG